Molecule: messenger RNA, 1164 nt
Organism: Alternaria burnsii
Lineage: Eukaryota; Fungi; Ascomycota; Dothideomycetes; Pleosporales; Pleosporaceae
Exons: 3
Coding region: 1-1164 (387 amino acids)
Source: RefSeq, a predicted model, not a curated record
AUGCCGCAGGAUAUGCCGCCAACGGGCGGCUACAGCCCCGUACAAUACAAGCGCAACUUGCCCGUACGAGGCUUCCGCCCCGCCGCAUACCUUUUCGGAACCGCGGCGCUCAUGACAUACGGAUUCUGGAGGGUUGGACAGGGAAUCAGGGAGCACAAUGAACUCGCGCGCGAGAAGAUGUGGGCGCGGAUACACCUCAUCCCAGCACUGCAGGCCGAAGAAGACCGGGACCAAGUACGAAGGCAUUUGGCGGACAAGGCGAGGGAGAAGGAGCUACUUGGCACAGAGACCAAGGUCUACAACAGCGACAGCUCAACUAUGUCUUUCUUUACUAACAUGCUCCAAGGUUUCGCGAGCACAGCACCUAUCCGCACAAACUCUUCACCACAUACAAGCGGCAAUGUCAUCCCCAGCCAAAUUGACGACGAAGACUGGGAGAUUGUCAACCCACACGAAGCUGGUGUGUCCUACUACGACCGCGUCACACUUCUCCUCGGUCCUCGUCAAGAGACGUGCCAUCAGAUUCUCCUUGUCGACAUACCCAAGUUUUCUAAACUUUUGAAUAAACUCAAAAUGCUCGCGCCACCACGCCGCACCAUACAUCUCUCUUUCAUCGACCUAUCGAUGAUAAAAUCGUACCUCAGUUCCCAGUCUAUAUCCGCUGAUGCAAUGGCGAUUGAAUUUUCCUGGAUGAACAUCAUCAAACUAGCUGCCACCGCCGAUAUGUUCCAGGAUACCGUCAUCGAAGAUAGGGCACUCGCAGCGCUCACGCAAAAGGCUAUCAUAGCAGUUUCGCCUAGUAAUGCAGUAUCACUCUUCAAAGAGGAAGACUUUGCAUUCGCCUCCACAUACCACAUCGAGACGGGCGAAGGGGACAAGCUUAUCAAGACGCUGCGUGAUAUUCAACAAACGGACGAGCGUGAAUCUGAUAUACCUGUGAUGAAGCUGCCAAGGGCUGGAGAUGUGAGGCCGAAGUCGAAGCCGGAGGAGGUCAAGCAGAAGGUUUCGGAUACCAAGUACAGUAAAAGCGUCUUGAAGGAUAAAGAAUUUAGCGCUGCAAAGAAGGAGGAAGAUGACAGGGUGCACCCGAUAAGGCAACCAACCGUGCCACCUAGCAUCGAAGCCUUGAAGCGCGGGGAUGCGAAGAAUUUCGUUUGGCGCUGA